UCUCUCGUUGCUUUUGCUGGUUAUUGUUGGACCCGCUUCCACUUGAGCCCUUCUUCUUAAUGAAACUCACUCUCUUCCUCCAGGCCCCCUACUCCGCAGUCCUGAGCCCUGUCCUGUUGCGAAGUCUCUACUCAGGAAGAAGAGAAAACUGACCAGGGAGGAGCCACAAGCUGCACAUGCCACAGUUUAACUAGUUUUGGGAUUUGGGGCACAUAGGAGACCUUCUUGGGGAACCUCAGUUUUCUGUGCAACGGGAGAGCAGCAGCAUGGCCAGCGUGCUGUCCCGGCGCCUUGGGAAGCGGUCCCUCCUGGGAGCCCGGGUGUUGGGACCCAGUGCCUCCGAUGGGGCGUCAGGGCCUGUCCCACCCUCAGAGCCCCUGCUGGAGGGGGCUGCACCCCAGCCUUUCUUGGCCUCUGAGGACACUGCCUGCCAGGAGCAGCCCAGGGAGGUUCUCAAGGCUCCCUGCACCUCAGGCCUUCACCAGAUGGCUUUUCAGCCUGGGCAGAAGGUUUAUGUGUGGUACUUGGGCCAGGAGUGCCCAGGUCUGGUGGAGCAGCACAGCUGGGCAGAGGACCAGGUGACCGUUUGGCUGUUGGACCAGAAGUUACAGAUCUGCUGCAAAGCAGAGGAAGUGUGGCUGGCGGAGCUGCAGGGCCCCAAUCCCCAGGUGCCAGCGCCAGAGAACGGAGAGCAGGCCCCGGCCUAUAGGCCUGUCUCCAGGAACAUCGACGUCCCAAAGAGGAAGUCCGAUGCCGUGGAAAUGGAUGAGAUGAUGGCAGCCAUGGUGCUAACAUCCCUGUCCUGUAGCCCUGUUGUGCAGAGCCCUCCUGGGGCCGAGGUCAACUUCUCUGCUUCCCGCGCAGCCUGCGACCCGUGGAAGGAGAGCGGCGACGUGUCGGACAGUGGCAGCAGCACCACCAGCGGGCACUGGAGCGGGAGCAGCGGCAUCUCCACCCCCUCGCCUCCCCACCCCCAGGCCAGCCCCAAGUAUUUGGGGGAUGCCUUUGGUUCUCCCCAAACUGAUCAUGGCUUUGAGACCGAUCCUGACCCUUUCCUGUUGGAUGAACCAGCUCCACGAAAAAGAAAGAACUCGGUGAAGGUGAUGUACAAGUGCCUGUGGCCCAGCUGUGGCAAAGUUCUGCGUUCCAUCGUGGGCAUCAAGCGACACGUCAAGGCCCUCCACCUGGGGGACACUGUGGACUCUGACCAGUUUAAGCGGGAGGAGGAUUUCUACUACACAGAGGUGCAGAUGAAGGAAGAACCCGCUGCUGCUGCUGCUGCUGCUGCUGCUGCUCUGGGCGCCCCCGCCCCUGGGACUCCUGCUACGGAAGCAGCUCCCACCCCCAGCGUGACCAGCCCGCCCCUUGCUGCUCUCCCUCCGCCGCCCAAAGCCCAGACUUCCGGCCCAGAACACCCUGGCCCAGAGUCCUCCCUGCCCUCUGGGGCUCUCAGCAAGUCGGCUCCAGGGUCCUUCUGGCACAUUCAGGCUGACCACGCAUACCAGGCACUGCCCUCUUUCCAGAUCCCUGUCUCUCCGCACAUCUACACCAGUGUCAGUUGGGCUGCUGCCCCUUCCACUGCCUGCUCCCUCUCACCGGUCCGGAGCCGGUCUCUGAGCUUCAGUGAGCCCCAGCAGCUGCCACCUGCAGUGAAAUCUCAUCUGAUCGUCACUUCUCCACCCCGGGCCCCAAGCAGUGCCAGGAAAGCUCGAGGGGAGGCUAAGAAGUGCCGCAAGGUGUACGGCAUCGAGCACCGGGACCAGUGGUGCACAGCCUGCCGCUGGAAGAAGGCUUGCCAGCGCUUCCUGGACUGACCUGCCAGCUGCCUCUGCUCCCUGUGCCUGGCCCAACCGGCUGCCAGCUGACAAUAGGUGUCACCAGCCCUCAGAGGAAACGGAAAAGAGAAAAGUGGAGAUGCAGAGUUUGGGCUCUAUUGGCUAAGGUGUAACACUUAAAGCAUUUUUUCCCCCUUUGUGGGAACAUUUUAUUUUUUAAAAAAAGAAACUCGAAAUAUUUUUGUCCCCCCCCAAAUAGGAGAGAGCCAAAACUGACCGAGGGUAUUCAGCAGCGAACCGGACAGAGACCAAAGAAUUAAUUUCCCUCCCUUUCCUGCGUAUCCUCUCUCUAGGGGAUUCAGUGUACAUAUCAGAAGGAGGAACAGCUCGUUCUGUUUCCUGCUGAGUUGAUGAAUUCUUUGCUUUCUCAACUCUUUCCAGAAAGGACUGUGAGCAAGAUGAAUUUACUUUUCUUUUAAAAAAAAUUUUUUUUUUUUUCCCUGGCUGAUGGGUGACAGUGCGCAGGACUGCGUGGAUGGGGCGAGAGUGGUGCCCGAGCUUUCCAGGGCGUGCCGCCUCUUCCCGCCCAGGCAGCUAAGGUAAGGUAAGGUAAAGAAAACCCUUUCUCAGCAACAGCUGCGGUUUGAAUCUGGGUGCCCCCAGACACUUUGGGAUGUGGCUUCUUCUCAAAGCCCAGACUAACAGAUUUUUAAAGACUAUCCCCAAAUUGCUGAGCCAAAAGGCUAACAAGAAUUCACUUUUUGAAACCUGGCAGUUAAACACUACCUUGACCAUUCUCUCCUCUUUCCUCGAGGAGUUCUAGAGGGUUUCAGUGUCUUUGGAAACUCUCUGCUCUUUACCUGAACAAACUCCCCCAUGUCUGCCUCUUCCUUCCAGUUAAGGACGCUUCUGAAACGCUUCCUUUCCUUUUAGGGUGGAUUCGGAAGCCUUUACUGAUUAAAGUUUUGUUUGGGUGGCCAGAGGGGACCUCAGCAGUGGGUUCCUUUUUUGUCUCCCUGGGACAAAAGCUUUACCAGGGAUUUCCCCAUUUCCCUUUUCUGCCUGGAGGGUAGGAUGGGAAAGGCCAAAGAGAGUCCCUCACGGGGGUGAGAUUCAGGCUGAGGAAAUCGCGGAGGAAGAUGGGUUGGACGAGCGAGACUGGGCUGCAGAGUGAGCACAGCUGUUGAGGAGGAGGGAGGUUUGGGGAGUUCUGUGCCAUGCCAGCUGUGACACAGACUGGGAGGGGCCUCAGCCCCCAGCCAGGACACGUGCUUGUUCUGGGGGUUCCCCUUUCUUCUGAGCAUUCCUCAGAGGCUGCUCGAGCGUGACCACCUGGUGCCUAGCUGUCUUGGGGACAAGUCCUGGCCCUGCGUCCCGGAUGUCAGGGGCUCAGGGAUGCCCAACAAGUCACCUCUCCUAGUACUGAGUGGCAGCGUCCACCCCUAGAUGGCCAUCAAGGCUGUCCUCUCGGUCCUGGGUGAAGACACUUGGCCACCGAGGCUGUGUUGGAUGCUUCCGAGGGACACGGAAAUGUGCUUUUCAAUCUGAGACUCACUGAGUGUUACAAAAGUGGAUGUAACCAACACCGGGGGCAUGGUGUUCUGAAGGGUAUGGUGGCCUGUGUUGGUGACAGAAAGGACAGACACCUGCACACAGGUGUCUCUGGUGGUGAUAGUGUAUGUUUUUAUAACUUAGUAAAAAAAUAUGUAUAUGGAAUUCUGUCUCUUGUCGAAGUGGGCUAGCCCACGGCGGCCUGAGCUCCUCUUCCUGUUCCUCCCACCUCCUUGAGAACAGAGAGCCAGCGGCCCCUCGUGGCUCUUUCUGCCUCUCCUUAGAGCCUGUCGGUGAAGAGUGGGACCUUCUUGACCCAUGGACACCCAGCCCCUGGGGGUCUUCUGUUCCUUCUUCACCAGAGCUCUUGCAGAGUCUCCGCUUUAGAGAACCUGUUCUAAUCUCCCCCCUCUGUCGGGGCCAUGGAGACAUAACUGGAUAUAUAGACUUUUCUCCUUGGGAGGUGGGCUUCUCACGCCCCUGGUACACAGAGGAGGAAAAGAAGAGAGAAGAGGAGGAUGGAACAGUUUGGAAGCUGGGCUGGCUUUGUUCUUGUUCUCGGUCUUUGGUUUGGGUUCAGCCUUCCCUGCCCCUUGGCUCCAUCUCCUUUUCGGGGGUGGCGGCUCCCACUGCCCUCCCUCCACCGGCUCCCGUCUUGUUGCUGUCGUGUUGGUUCUUAGCACGUGCUCUGUCCUUGGGGUUGCUCCAUUUGUUUCUUCUCGGAGGGUGGGGGUGGUUUGUGCAUCGACCCAGCGGUCACGCCUGUUUUCUUCAUCUCUGUAUCUCCCUCCUUCCCAGCCCGCCCGGGCAGCAGAAUCUGCUGGAGAGAAGACGCCACAGAUGUGCUUUUGAAACUAACAGGACCGAUUUUCAAAGCAGUUAUCUUGGGAAACUGUUCAUCCCAGGCAUGUUACUUUCAUCCAGAAUAUUUCUCGGGAUUUAGCUUCAGAUUCUGUGGUGCUGUGUUCUGAGCGGCUUUAACGAUGCCAAGUCUGCUCCGUUAGUGCGGAGAGUGUCCAGCCAAUGGUGUCUGUGGUCAAGUGAGAUCUCAGGUUGCAAAGCAAAAGGACUAUCAAAGUAAAAAAUAGCUGGGAUUUAAUUAUGUGACUUUUAAAGUGGCUCUGAGAGCAUUUUUGUAAUUUCAGGGAGUGUUUUCAGCACUGGUCACGUUGCCGUAGUAAGUCUGUAGCUGGACUCCUUGGAGCACAAUAUUAAUUUGGAGGUGGAGACUCUGAUUUGUUGGGAGAAAUCUGUCCUGUUACUUUCAUCCCAGGUUCUGCCUUUGACCAAGGGCAAAAAAAAAAAAAAAAAAAAAAAAAAAAAAAGAGAAGAGGGAGAUAAAUCCCAUCUGUGAAUUUGUCUUAUUGGCGCCUUUGCCCCCAGCUGUCUUCCAAGUAUUAUUUUUACUGUUAAAAAUUUUUUUAAAAAAAUGUGAAAUGUAAUGUUUUUACAGCAACAAUAUGAAAUAUAUUUUAUAAGGAA
This is a messenger RNA of Otolemur garnettii (small-eared galago), 4808 nucleotides long. RefSeq names its product zinc finger protein 395 (gene ZNF395). Gene Ontology annotation, cellular component: nucleus. The coding region runs from base 267 to 1814 and encodes 515 amino acids. Gene Ontology annotation, biological process: regulation of transcription by RNA polymerase II. The record is from RefSeq and is a predicted model, not a curated record. The transcript has 10 exons. NCBI's taxonomy places the organism in Eukaryota, Metazoa, Chordata, Mammalia, Primates, Galagidae. Gene Ontology annotation, molecular function: DNA-binding transcription factor activity; RNA polymerase II cis-regulatory region sequence-specific DNA binding.